AUGGCUGAUACCGAUUCAUUUCUCCAUCUCUCGCGGCCUCUGGGCCCUGCUCCUGUUGGCGCUCAACCCUCCACUGGCCCUCUCAACGUCGUGAUACUACCACAAGCGAUAUUUUCCAUUCUUGAUCAUUCCCUUCGUCGCAAUGCCGAUCAGGAACGCGUCAUUGGUACUCUCCUGGGGACCCGAUCCGAGGAUGGUUCUGAAGUCGAAAUUCGGUCUUGUUUCGCAGUCGGACACACGGAGACAACCGACCAGGUCGAGGUUGAUAUGGAGUACCAGAAGCAGAUGCUUGCUCUACACUUGAAAGCCAACCCCAAGGAAGUCCUUGUGGGUUGGUAUGCUACAUCCUCAGAACUCAAUACCUUCUCUGCGCUCAUUCAGAAUUUUUACGGUAGCCAAGGAAAUGGAACGUGGCCUCACCCAGCCGUACACUUGACAGUAUCUACGGUUCCCGGGAAGGAGAUUGAGACUAGGACAUACAUCUCAGCCCCGGUGGGCGUCACAGAGGAAAGAGCCGCUGAUAGCGCUGCAUUCAUACCCGUGCCUUAUGAAAUCAGAUACGGCGACGCAGAGAGGAAUGGUUUGGAGGCCAUUGCCGCUGCCAGAGACAGCGAAAAUCACACCGCCAACCUGUUCACUGAUAUCGAGGCGCUCGAAAAGGCCAUUGAAGAUGUUCUGGGCAUGAUCGAUCGAGUAUCGAAAUAUGUUGAAAAUGUAAUGGAUGAGGAAGCUCCCGCUUCAACUGCCCUGGGUCAAUUCCUUCUCAACGCCCUCGCCUUGGCUCCAAAGGUUGACGCCGCUGAUAUCGAAAAUGACUUUAACAACCACAUCCAGGAUGUACUUGUGGUUUCCUACCUCGCAAACACCAUCCGCACACAAAUGGAGCUUUCCAACCGAUUAGCAACUGCCCAACUAACUCUUGGUGGUGAGGGCGCCGCAAGUGCCCACGCUGGUGGUGCAGGUGGAGAGUCGGGAGGCCAGCGAGGCGGACGUGGCGGCGGCCGUGGACGAGGCGGUCAGCAGCGAAUUCAAGACCGUGGUGGGGUCGAGGCAUGA
Paracoccidioides brasiliensis Pb18 is the source of this 1056-nucleotide messenger RNA. RefSeq names its product eukaryotic translation initiation factor 3 subunit F. Gene Ontology annotation, biological process: translational initiation. The record is from RefSeq and is a predicted model, not a curated record. Gene Ontology annotation, cellular component: eukaryotic translation initiation factor 3 complex, eIF3m. The transcript has 3 exons. Gene Ontology annotation, molecular function: metallopeptidase activity; translation initiation factor activity; translation initiation factor binding. Bases 1 to 1056 code for a protein of 351 amino acids.